Carya illinoinensis is the source of this 681-nucleotide messenger RNA. RefSeq names its product flavonoid 3',5'-hydroxylase-like. The transcript has 4 exons. The coding region runs from base 1 to 681 and encodes 226 amino acids. Gene Ontology annotation, molecular function: oxidoreductase activity, acting on paired donors, with incorporation or reduction of molecular oxygen; iron ion binding; heme binding. The record is from RefSeq and is a predicted model, not a curated record. NCBI's taxonomy places the organism in Eukaryota, Viridiplantae, Streptophyta, Magnoliopsida, Fagales, Juglandaceae.
AUGGGAGAAUCUUCUAGAAUGUUGGUUUUGCCUGAAGCUCCUGCUGCGUCUUCUACUGCUGCAGUAAUGGGUGCUGCUUCUAUAUUGGAGCCUUUGCGUGCAAUCAAGAGUUUGGCCAAAGCCAAAGAAGAGGGAACGGCAAAGACAGGACAAAAGGACUUUUUGCAAGUUCUCUUGGAACUAAGAGGGCAAGACGAUGUUGCACCAUCAAUGAGCAUAACCCAAAUCAAGGCCAUGGUUUUUUUGGACAUAGUGAUAGCUGCUACCGACACCACAACGACCAUGUUGGAAUGGGUGAUGGCAAUGUUGUUGAAGCAUCCAAAGAUAAUGAGAAAGACAUUCCGUUUGCACCCACCUGGUCCUUUUCUAUUACUUCGUACUCCAAGUGAAUUUAAACUUGAGAGAUUUCUAAAUAAUGCUUAUGAUAGGUUUGAUUAUUCAGGCAACAAUUUUAAGUAUCUUCCAUUCGGGUCCGGGAGAAGAAUAUGCACUGGGCUUGCACUAAGGGAGAGGACACUCAAAUACAUAUUGGCUUCAUUUUUGCAUUCCUAUGAGUGGAAAUUGCCACAAGGUUCAGAGAUAGAGUUUUCUGACACUUUCGGUGUUAUUACCAAGAAGAAGAAUCCAACCAUUGCAAUUCUAACUCCAAGGUUAUCCAAGUCUGAGCUCUAUACAAAAUAG